GGGCGGACAAUAGCUUUCGAAGGGUUGUUGAAUUACAUACUCCAGCCGAUUGGUAAAAAUAAUUCUCGUUGAUUAGCUUAUACAUCUUGCAAAAUACUAGUGGAAAUUGGUAUUUAUUUUCCCCGGAACUGAAAUGAUGGAAUGUUCGAUCUCGCUGUGAAAGGAUGAGUUCUUGUUUUGUACCAAACGGGGCCAGCUUGGAGGAUUGCCAUUCCAAUCUAUUCUGUCUGGUAAGAGAUUUAAAACUAAAGGAAAAGCAGCCAUUUUUAACUAGCUGAAGAGAGCAAAAACGGUAGCCACAGCAGUGGGAAACAGUCGUAGGGCCCUUCUAACACUGCAAUUCAAACAUCAUUCACCAAGGCAAUGGUUAUUUGCAUACUGAGAAGUUGUGCAAGCUUAAGAAAUAAUAAGGUUAUCUGUCACUUGCAGCUGCAUGCAUGUGUUUGCCAUCAUAAAUGUUCAGUUUGAUCAUAUUAAAUACAUUCCAGCCCUGAGAGUGUUAGGCAAUAAAUGUGCAACUAAUGUAAUGUGUGUUGAUAAACAUCUUAGCCAACUAGAUAUAACUAGCAACACUGAAUACCAUGCAUGAUACAUGUUUUUCCACUUUUUCCACUAGUUGUUUGCUUGGUUGAAGUAACGUUAUGCUUUUUAUCGAAUGCAUUGUGCAGCAUGUUUACGUGACCUAAAAAUAAACCCAAUCAGUUUGCUAGUCUGCUAACUAGCUUGCAAUGUCGUACAUUUGCACAAAUAGCAAGUUAACUAAAUGACAGAUACAUUUACAUUCAGUCAUGGAAUGCAAAGUAAAGGCUUGUGAACAUUGGCUUCUAAUUUCAACUCCCAUGUUCAAUGAAUUAAUCAUGUUGUUCUUGUCAGUGGGCCGGUGUAGUUGUUCAGAUACAUUGCUUGCUACAUUGUUUUCUUUAAAGUAGCCAAUGAAGAGCUUGGUUACUGAAACAGCGUAUCCUAUUCGCUGGCUUACAUGUACGGUACUUUCCCUUUGAAGUUGUCAGGUUUGCUUGCCA
Salmo salar (Atlantic salmon) is the source of this 1022-nucleotide messenger RNA. RefSeq names its product mediator complex subunit 13 (gene med13). The record is from RefSeq and is marked provisional. NCBI's taxonomy places the organism in Eukaryota, Metazoa, Chordata, Actinopteri, Salmoniformes, Salmonidae.